Coregonus clupeaformis (lake whitefish) is the source of this 2355-nucleotide messenger RNA. RefSeq names its product fibrinogen alpha chain-like. The transcript is spliced from 2 exons. The record is from RefSeq and is a predicted model, not a curated record. The coding region runs from base 8 to 1945 and encodes 645 amino acids. Lineage: Eukaryota; Metazoa; Chordata; Actinopteri; Salmoniformes; Salmonidae.
AGGCACAAUGCCUAUUCCAGGCCCCAGACCCAAACCUGGACCAAAACCAAAGCCUGUCCUGAAGCUCAGACCAUCAAGACCAACUGGCUCCUCCAGCUCCAUUCCAGAGACCAAUCCCAGAACUGGUUCAACUCCAGCCACCACCUCUAACCUUAGCCCAAAGACCACCAGUCCAAGCUCCAGGACUACCAGCUCCAGCCCUGGGAUUAGCUUUACCCCCAGUCCAGGCAGUCUCAGCAGAACCACACCAAGUCAAUCUCCAGCAAUCACAACCACCACUAGCUCUAGCUCAAAGAUCACCAGUUCAAGGAUCCGGUCAGGCUCUUUCAGCUCAAGUAUCAUCACACUAAGCCAUACUCCAGCAACCAAAACCACCACUAGCCCCAGCUCAAUGACCAGCUUCACUAGCCUCAGCUCAAGGACCACCAGUACCAGCAUAAGUCCUGAGACAAAGUCUGCACAACAUCCUGAACCCAGCUCAACAAUCCCCAGACUUAGCAUUAAGCCCAAACCCAGGCUAAAACCCAAACCAGACCAAAAGCCCAAACCAGGCCCAAGGCCUAUUCCAGGUCCAAGACCUGGACCAAAGCUUAAACCUGUCCUGAAGCCCAGAACUGCUCCAAAGCUCUGGCCCAAAACCACCACCCAAGGUCGAAGGACCACUUCCCCCACACCUAGCACCAAGACAUCUACUAGCUCAAGCCAAAGGACCAUGACUGACCCCAGCCCACAAAUGACCACAAGCCCUGGCUCAAGAACUACAAGACCUAACCAACAAACUACCCUCAGCUCUAGCUCAAAAAACAUAUUUAACACUAGCUGGAAAACAACCAUUAGCCCUGGCACAAUGACCACCACGUUCGCCAGUCUAAAAUGUAAGACCAGCUCAAGCCAACAGACUAGCAUAAGCCGUAGCCCCAAAACUACCACUACUAAACCCAUUCCAUUGGCCAACUCUACCCAUAGUCCUACUACCACCAACCCUGAGUCCACUACCCCCAGCCCCAUACCUGGGUCUUCCACCCCCAGUGUGAGAGAACUUCGUGUGAAGACCAGCCGGGUAUCUGCUAGUCUGAAUGACACAAAGGACACAAGUGGGGGGCCAAAGGUUUUACAAAGAGGGCACCCAAAGGUCCGUCCUGGGCUAAACCUGCUCAUGGAGAAGGACCAGGUAGGCAGCAAGACUGACAGAACAGGGAACCAGCCUCAAAGCCUUGCACAGAUUUCAUCAGGAGUUACCAUGGCACCCAGAGACUGCUCUGACCACAUGGCCAAGGGGGAGAGGAACAGCGGGGUCUACCAAGUGACCCCUGACCCUAAGAACGGAACCAUCGCAGUGUUCUGUGACAUGGAGUCUCAUGGCGGAGGGUGGACCGUCAUUCAGCUCCGUCAGGACGGCAGUGUGAACUUCAAUCGGACCUGGGCUGAAUACCGGACGGGCUUCGGUAACCUGAGGGCUGGGGAGUUCUGGCUGGGCAACGACCACAUCCACCUCCUGACUCGACACAGGGAGAUGGUCCUCAGGGUGGAGCUGGAGGACUUUAACAGAGCGAGGGAGUACGCAGAGUACAGGCUCUUCCGUGUGGCUGGCGAGCGGCUGCGGUACCGCCUGUCUGUGGGUGGGUACUCGGGCACGGCGGGAGAUGCACUUCAAUUCAGCAAGAGUUACGACCACAACAACAGGUUCUUUACGACUCCUGACAGGGACUAUGACCGCUACCCUUCAGGGAACUGUGGGGCCUACUAUGGCUCAGGCUGGUGGUUUGAUGCCUGCAUGGCUGCCAAUCUCAAUGGGAGAUAUUAUGUGGGAAAGUACAAAGGGGUGCGGAACGGGAUCUACUGGGGGACGUGGCAUAACAUAUCUACAGAGUACUACCCGACAAAUGACAGACAAUCUUUCAUGACUGUCAGAAUGAUGAUCAGGCCAAGAGGCUAUGCAAAGUGAGCUAGACGGCUGGCUCUUCAUUUGGCGUACUCAGCUGUUGUAAUUCUCAAACAGGGGGGCCGGGAAACCCUAUAAGGCCUCAGCAAUUUCAAUUCAAUUCAAUGGGUCCGCGACAAAAACAGGAAAAAAGUGAAUAAAUGCUCAAUAUUAAAAAUGUAUUUUUUUGGAGGAGCACUGUUUGAUAUGAAAAUGGAGACAUUCAGAUUGUACUGCUGUUUCAUAUUUUGGGUGUUUAUAAUGGCUGUUGUUUAACAAGCAGUUUGAAUAUAUUGUCUCUUAUUUACUCUUUGAAAUAUUAUAUCUCUGAUUCAGGUGGGUCAACCCCUACAUCUUGAUUUCUUGAUACAGUAUUUUUCAAUCGCUUUGGUGCUAUUUUCACAAGUAUGUGGUGAAUUUUCUAAAAUCUUAGU